AUGGUAAAGGAAGCAGAUGGUGCAGCCACACAAAGCGGUGCUCAACGAGCCCGAAAUAGAUAUGUUGGGGUUAGACAAAGGCCAUCAGGUAGAUGGGUUGCUGAAAUAAAAGACACUAUACAGAAAAUAAGAGUGUGGCUUGGAACUUUUGACACUGCUGAGGAAGCAGCAAGAGCAUACGAUGAAGCUGCUUGCUUACUUCGUGGAGCCAAUACUCGCACGAAUUUCUGGCCUUGUUCUUUAUCCAAUUCUUCUUCCACUUCAGCUUUGCCACCCAAAAUCACUAAUAUUCUUCUUACCAGGCUCAAAGAGAGAAAUAAUUCCUUAACCGCUGCUGAUGUUGCUGAUUCAUCCAAAUCUUGUUCCGUGCCUGAAAUUGGUCGUCAGCAGCAGAAUCAUCAAGAAAAAUUCGGAGAAAAUGUAUCUGAUUUUUCAGAUUCACUGUACGCUGAUUAUCUCAAUUGCCCUGAUGAUCACAUAGUAACUGAUAGCAAUACGAUCGCUAAUGUUAGUGCAACUACAACAGAUUUUAGUAGCUGGGCUGAUUUUAUUCAGCCUGUCAAUAACUUUCAGAGCUCGAAUGGGGAGAUUAUUGAAGUGGGAGACAAAGAAGAGGAGAUAGGAGAGGCAAGUAAUACUGAUGUAUUAGAAGAUAUAGAGUCCAAUAUUGAUUUCCAGUUUCUUGAUGAAAUUGGAUCGUGUUACUAUUCGCCAUUUGAGAUAGCUGAAGAGCUAUCAUCAGAGAAAAUGGAACAUGGGAUGGUUUAUGGGGAAGAAACAUCAGUGGUAAGUGAGGCAAUGAGGAGGAUGAAUUACGAGAGGACGUUUUCGGCUUCCCUUUAUGCCUUUAAUGGGAUUACAGAAUGUUUAAAAUUGAAGAUGAAAUCUGGUGGAGUAACGCAAUGGGAAACGUCUGAGCAAUUAUCCACACUCCGAAAUGCAUGCAAAAAGAACCAGGAAAGUGAAGAAUGCAAUGUUGAAAUGACUGAGAAAAAGGAUGAAGAAGCAGUGGCAUUUUCGUCGAUGGAGAGUGCUUAUGAGAGUGAAUUGUCCCUAUGGAGCUCUAUUGAUCUCCCACCAAUAUGCUUUGUUACUUGAAAACAUUGGCCAGAAAUAAUUUGUGUACCCCCUCCUUUUAUUUCUAUUACUAGAAG
Molecule: messenger RNA, 1154 nt
Organism: Nicotiana tabacum (common tobacco)
Lineage: Eukaryota; Viridiplantae; Streptophyta; Magnoliopsida; Solanales; Solanaceae
Biological process (GO): regulation of DNA-templated transcription
Molecular function (GO): DNA-binding transcription factor activity; DNA binding
Source: RefSeq, a predicted model, not a curated record